AUGAGCACAAUACCAUUGACACCAAUUGUUAAACUCGAUGGUCAUAAAGCACCUCCUGAUCAUUCAAUAUUGAUCUACCACAAUCGUGCUCAUGUAGUAGUAUACUAUAUAGAGGACAAUACUUGUCGUAUUUGGGAUCUUCGUUCUUCGCGUGUUGUAAAAGGAAUUCAGAAUCUGAAUAGUCCUGUCUCUAGCAUUUCAUUUGCUCCACAAUCAAGCUGUCCAUAUAUCUAUCUAUCUUCAGGAACAAAGGUGUACACCUUUGAUUUGAGAAACACAGAUAUGAUUUUGGCAGAACCUGCUCGUGAAUAUAAUUUUAGUGCAGAUGAGAUCAAUGCAAUCGAUGUCAACGAAAAAAAUACAUUUUUGGCAACGGCUGAUGAUGAUGUGGAUCUGUCAACCCACAAAAUUCACAAAUCAUUCUCCAAGAAGCAUAAUUCGAUUGCUAUGGCAGUCAAGUUUAGACCCAAGAAACCAUGGCAAGUCUGGUCUGGAGGUUUGGAUAGUAAAGUGUUUCAAUGGGACUUUUCGCGUGGCAUGAUCACAGAGACUUUUGAUAUGAAUCCCAGUGAACCUACUGCUGCACAGAUGUUCAAUCCUCCGUUUGUUUACUCUCUUGCGGUUUCCAAGGACGGCCAAAUUAUAGCAGCUGGUCUUGGAGACUCUACUGUUCAGUUAAUUUCUUGCAAUACAAAGAAAAGAUUAAAAAACGGCGUACCAACCAUUACCCGACUAGAAAAUGGCCACAAAUCAAUGGUUAAUAGUCUAACAUUCCUUCCAUCUACUCGAACCAAACUUGUGUCUGGAUCUGCAAACGGGUCACUUGCCCUUUGGGAGUGGUCAGAGUUGGAAGGAGAGCAAAGCCCUACCCUCGGACAAACAUUCCAAUUAGAUAAUGGGUUUGUUAAGCUGAACUGGGUCGAGUCCUUUGAUGUAGGAGAUGUCCGUCUGGCUGCGGCAGGCGUCGGAAAGGCAGAAGCGGGUGCCCUUGCAAUUUACUCUUUAGAAUAA
This is a messenger RNA of Phycomyces blakesleeanus NRRL 1555(-), 1011 nucleotides long. RefSeq lists its product as hypothetical. NCBI's taxonomy places the organism in Eukaryota, Fungi, Mucoromycota, Mucoromycetes, Mucorales, Phycomycetaceae. Gene Ontology annotation, molecular function: protein binding. The record is from RefSeq and is a predicted model, not a curated record. The coding region runs from base 1 to 1011 and encodes 336 amino acids. The transcript has 9 exons.